Vombatus ursinus (common wombat) is the source of this 5363-nucleotide messenger RNA. RefSeq names its product abl interactor 2 (gene ABI2). The transcript is spliced from 10 exons. NCBI's taxonomy places the organism in Eukaryota, Metazoa, Chordata, Mammalia, Diprotodontia, Vombatidae. The record is from RefSeq and is a predicted model, not a curated record. Gene Ontology annotation, molecular function: SH3 domain binding. Gene Ontology annotation, cellular component: lamellipodium. Bases 118 to 1545 code for a protein of 475 amino acids.
GGGUGUUUCUGGUUCUUCGCGAGUUGCCGCCGCCGCCGCUCCUCCUCUCCUGUCUUGGGUUUCCCUGGUGCCGCCGCCGCCGCCGCCGUUCAGUGUGAGGAGGAGGAGGAUGUGAAGAUGGCGGAGCUGCAGAUGCUGCUGGAGGAGGAAAUCCCGGGGGGCCGCCGGGCCCUGUUCGAUAGUUACACUAACCUGGAGCGAGUGGCCGACUACUGCGAGAACAACUACAUCCAGUCAGCAGAUAAACAGCGAGCCCUAGAAGAAACCAAAGCCUAUACAACACAGUCCUUAGCAAGUGUAGCCUAUCUGAUAAACACUUUGGCCAAUAAUGUCCUCCAAAUGUUGGAUAUCCAGGCAUCCCAGCUACGUCGGAUGGAAUCUUCUAUCAACCACAUUUCCCAAACGGUCGAUAUUCAUAAAGAGAAAGUUGCAAGGAGAGAGAUUGGUAUUUUGACUACCAACAAAAAUACUUCCAGAACCCAUAAAAUUAUUGCUCCAGCCAACCUAGAACGACCAGUUCGUUACAUUAGAAAACCUAUUGACUAUACAAUUUUAGAUGAUAUUGGGCAUGGAGUAAAGGUGAGUACACAGAAUAUGAAGAUGGGUGGGCUGCCUCGUACAACACCACCUACUCAGAAACCACCCAGCCCACCAAUGUCAGGCAAAGGAACACUUGGGCGUCACUCCCCCUAUCGCACACUGGAGCCAGUGCGUCCUCCAGUGGUACCAAAUGAUUACGUACCUAGCCCAACACGUAAUAUGGCUCCCUCGCAGCAGAGCCCUGUGAGGACAGCUUCUGUGAAUCAAAGAAAUCGAACUUACAGCAGCAGUGGUAGUAGUGGAGGAAGCCACCCGAGUAGCCGGAGCAGCAGUCGCGAGAACAGUGGAAGUGGUAGUGUGGGGGUUCCUAUAGCUGUCCCUACUCCAUCUCCUCCCAGUGUCUUUCCAGGUCACCCUGUUCAGUUCUACAGCAUGAACAGACCUGCUUCUCGGCAUACUCCCCCAACAAUAGGAGGCUCUUUGCCCUACAGACGUCCUCCUUCCAUCACCUCACAGACAAGCCUUCAGAACCAGGUGAAUGGAGGACCUUUUUAUAGCCAGAACCCAGCAUCUCUUGCUCCUCCUCCUCCAUCCAUCCUACAGGUAACUCCUCAGUUGCCUUUAAUGGGAUUUGUGGCCAGAGUCCAAGAAAAUAUUUCAGACACUCCUCCUCCUCCACCUCCUGCAGAAGAACCAGUCUUUGAUGAAUCACCGCCUCCACCUCCACCACCAGAAGAUUAUGAGGAGGAGGAGGCAGCUGUGGUAGAGUACAGCGAUCCCUAUGCUGAAGAGGAUCCUCCCUGGGCACCAAGGACCUAUUUAGAAAAAGUUGUUGCGAUUUAUGAUUACACAAAAGACAAAGAGGAUGAGCUUUCAUUUCAGGAAGGAGCUAUCAUUUAUGUCAUCAAGAAGAAUGAUGAUGGUUGGUAUGAGGGAGUCAUGAAUGGAGUGACGGGGCUCUUCCCAGGUAAUUACGUGGAGUCCAUCAUGCAUUAUUCUGAGUGAAGACUGACGAUGUACCGAGAUCAAAAGGAACUAUUAAGGGCUUUCCAGAUUGACACAAGGCUCUGGGGAACAAACUCAUGGAUGAAGGAUAAGGAUAAUUGUAAUAAAACUACUUAUGUGUUUUGGCUUAAAAAUUAUUAUAAAAAAGCAAGUUAGUGACCUAAGUAUGAAAAAUGGAUCUUCUGAUGGUUAGUGGUGGCUGUGCUGAACUCUUUGAAGUAAAUAAGCUGACAUAUUCAUCUCUGGGUGUGUAGAAAAUGAAAUGAUCUAUAUAUGUAACUGAAACAACGUCAAAAAUAAGACUGAGGUAGAAUCUAGGAUCUCUCUCAGGAAUCUUAUCUAACCCAGAGUUUUUCUCCCUUGCUUUAUUGCUUGGCAUUAGCAGUGCCAGGAUGAUAAUGUCAUGGUGUUAACCUUAUGACCCAGUGAGCAUCUUGGUCACUUCCUUCCACCUGAAGAUUAAGCAUCUGGAGAAUGUAUAUGAAAGUUCACAUAAAAAGCUUUCCAGGUUGUUUGUUACUUGUUUAAUGCAAUUAGAAUUUGCAGUUUCUUAGCACUCUGUGGCUGAAGCAAGUGAAUGCAAAACUGACUUUUAUCUCUUGAUAACUGUCAGCCAAAAUCAUUUAGAUGAUGAAGUUUAGAAAGUGUUAGGGACUUCUAAAGCUAUCUAACUGGUGCCACAAAUUUGCUUUAGUAUUCUGAUGAAAACUACAUUGCCACUGAUGAAGUGUAUAUCCAGACUACUUAUGUAACAAGGGUUAGUCAUCUCAUAGCACAGGGUGUAGUGAAAUGGACAUUAUAUUUCCUUCAGGUUCAAGCCUGAAGAUUUUAAGUUAACAUUUGAAUGACAUAUGUUCUCAUUAGUAGUCAAGAUGAAAACUUUGUUCUGAGCAUUAACGCUUUGACUUCAGAGCAGAUGUUUCUUUGAAUUUUUCAGUAUGUAGAAAAAUCUUAUUCAUCUUAUUUGGAAAGAACAAGCAAUUUUUGGGUCUGUUGGCAAGUCUCCACAGUGGAAAUUGAAGGAUUGCUACUCUCUGUGAUCAUUAAAGACCGGCUUUACCUGUACUACUGUCUAAGCUGCUUUCCCCUUAUACCUAUUGAAAAAUUUAAAAAACAAAAAACUCAGAACAAAAUCCUUGAGUCUCUUGUUCUCAGUUGGAAAAUAAGGUAUUCCUUAUUUCCUAUUAAAUAGGAAAUUUCCUAUUAAAUAGGAAAUAUCCCUAUUAAAAUAUUUUUUCACUUUAGAUUUAUCCAGGAUUAAAAUUGCAGUAGUGGAAUAAGCUUAGUAGGUCAAGUACUGGUACUACUAGUUAAUGUGCGCUAAACUUUCUAGUGGAACUUCAACAGAUUGUAGCAGAAAUUAUUAACUUUUGUGUCUGCACAACAAAUAUAACUUUGGAGUUCAGCUCCCAGAUUUAAAAGAACAGUACAUUUUUAACCUUAAUUUUUCCACAGAGUUAAUUUAAAAUUAUCUACAAAGACCCAUAAUCCUGGUAGGGGAUGUUAGUCCUGAAUAAGAAAUAUUCUGCUAAGGGGGGACCAGUUCAGUUCACCCUGAUGCUAUCGACCAGGGUUCUAGAUACUUGGACAGAAUUGAGCUAGGCCAGGCUAGGUCAGGGUGUCCACAGUGCUGACAGAACAGCAAGGUUUAGUGUACUUGAACUGACAGGUGGGUAGGGUGUUAGCAUGAAAGGAAAUUCAGGUCUUUGACCACAAAGCUUCUUCAAAAUUUUAACUGAGGUCCAGCUAUACAUUUCUUUUAUUUAAAAAGCAAAAAACAACUCUACCCUGCUUCUUUUCCACAGUCAUUUAAUAAUCAUGUUUUCAGGUCUUCUAACAGCUGGGAAUCCCGUAUUAGUUCUCACCAGCUUACUCACUUGUGCCUGAGCACUCUUAUUAAGCAAACUCGACCAAAAAUCUUUUUUUCUCAAAUUAGCACUGAGAUCUCUUUGAGCCUUUUAUUUCCUUUUUAGAACCAAUCUGUGACUGACUCUAAGAUAAGCUAAGACUCUCUUUUAUUGCCUGAAGUGGAUUGAUGUGCCUAGGAUUUUUUUGGGGGGGGGAAGGGAGAGGUGGAGUGGUGGUGGUGGUUAGUACUAGGUAUAUAUCUUAGUUUAAAAGAUACAUUCCUUAAACUAUUUGUUCCCGGUAUCUGUUCAUACCUGCUGGAUUUUCUGCCUCAGAGUGCUUAGUGGGUUCGCAAAGCAGACACGUUUUUGAAGUCCAAAAGGUAAUCUUGACAGCUCAUCAAAUUCAGUUACAGAAACAGAUUCAGCUGAGCUAGGCUUUCAGAGAUAAAUAAGCUUAGGGUUUUCUCUAGGAAUGGAUUUUGCUUCUUGCUCGAGUGCUUUCUUUGCUAUCUGCUGAUGACAUUUGUGAAGUUUUUCAUCUUGUAGAGUCACUGUGGAGGGAGUCCAUGGGUCAAUUGCUGCUGGUUUUUGCUCUAUUCAGUACUGAUGUAUAAAAAAAAAACAACAAACCUGUUGGAUUUCAUGCAUAUUUUUUAUUUUGUACAGUUUAAAAUUCUAUAGCUUGUUUAGGGAGGAUUCUAUGUGAUCAAAAUCCAGAGUAAUUGGAGAAUUUAAUGUAUGUAAUAUUUCAUAGACUGCAUGCUACUAAUAGUGAAGGUGCUGUUUCCAAUUUUAUCAUUUGUAAGUUUCCCCCUUUUGUCCUACUGAAAAAAUAACUUUAAAAAAGCUUGGAAAAACUUAAAUUUGAGAAGCAGUGCAGAAUGCUGCAGCAAAGAUGAUCCCAGUCCAAAAGCUACUGACCAGCCCUCGAGCAAUGUUGUCACUAGAGAUGAGGGGAAUGCUAUCACGGUCCACCAUAAAGUGUGUUCUAGGAACAUAAUCAAAACUAAACUUUUUCCCUAUGGAAUCAUGUUUUCCUAGAUUAUAUUUGGUUUUACCUUCACCCUUUCUCAUCCCUCAAAGCGCCCAAUAUGGCUGUUCCUCUUUUGGUGUUUCAUUUCCAUGGAUAUGAAUGAAAAUACACUUCCUUAUUCUACGGCCUUAGGGUGAAGAUGACAUAAACUUUAAAAUAAAAAGUGCCAAUAGAGGAUGUUGCAAGGCUCAACCUGCUCUUGGAUUGAUAAAGAUGAGCCUCCUCUUGUCUUGUUCAGCAGUGUUUUCUUUUGCUUGGCUGUUUUGUUUCUAUUUCCCUCUGUGGUCCUUGUUUUUGGCACUUUAGUUAGGGUAAGCGGGCAGCUGGUAGUGAUGUCAUGCUUCUGAGGGACUGAUUCUGUGUUACCAGGCAGAAGGAUACCCCCUGCCCCUUUCUGAUUUUGUUUAAUAAUUUACUAGAGUUUCUUUCAUCUUUAUAAUGAUAGUAUUCAUGUAGCUGUGGUGGUAAUUUUUCAGUUACUUCAUCAGUGUCUUACUACUUCCUGGAAAAAAAAGGCUACUUAAUGAAAUUUUAAGUUCUGGUGAGGUAGGAGAUUAUGUGUCCUUUUUUUGUGUUUUGAACUUUUUCUUAUUCCAGCACUUGCCUUCAAAAUAGAAUACCUCUCCUAUUGUCCUUAACCACAUAUUUCUCUGGUGGAGAGAGCAUGUUGUGUCCUGGCCUCACCAUGACACUAAAAACAGCCUUAUGUAGAGGGUAGCAGGCAAUCUCUAAGUAUUUAGGAAGGUAGGCAUAUAAUUUCCAUCAGUUUACACAUAAUUCACUGGUUGGGAAUUCCACCUUCACUGGUGUUAAGGGGGGAAAUAUCCCCAAAUGGGUUUACUUAGAUUCAUAAAAAUUAUUAGAGCCAGAAGGGACCUUAGGUCAUCUAAUUCAGCCCCCUCCUUUGACAGAUGGGGAAACUGAGGCCCAGGGAC